Messenger RNA from Exaiptasia diaphana, 1870 nucleotides. RefSeq names its product organic cation transporter-like protein. The transcript is spliced from 10 exons. The coding region runs from base 105 to 1679 and encodes 524 amino acids. NCBI's taxonomy places the organism in Eukaryota, Metazoa, Cnidaria, Anthozoa, Actiniaria, Aiptasiidae. Gene Ontology annotation, cellular component: membrane. Gene Ontology annotation, biological process: transmembrane transport. Gene Ontology annotation, molecular function: transmembrane transporter activity. The record is from RefSeq and is a predicted model, not a curated record.
UUAGUGUGCACAAGCAAACGAGGAGCGUCUCUGGGAAUUGGAUUAUUCUCCACACAAAAGUCAUCUCACUGGUGCUGAAAACUUGKCCAACUUGUUAACAAAGGAUGUCUGCAGAACAAAAGGAAGCUGACCUCUCCUCGUCUCGUAUUUACCAUAAGACAAAAUUUGACAGUCUUCUWAAGAAGAUUGGAGAGUUUGGAAAAUUCCAGAAAAUUCARUGGUUCUUACUCUUCCUGGCCAUUAUACCACAGUCCUGGUAUACAUAUGCACCAGCCUUUGCUGUUAGGAAAGUUAAGGCUGAUCAGAUGUCAUGUGGUAAUAAUGGYAAUAUCUCAGGAAAAGCUGUUUGUGAGAUAUGGCAUAAUAAGACUUAYUGUGGGGAUGUGAAAUACCAAACAGACUUCACAUCUGUCGCUACUGAUUGGGACAUUAUCUGUGAAGAUGCCAAGGCAUACAUACCUCUUACUAAGACCAUCUUCUACGCUGGUAAACUAGUUGGUGCUUAUCUCUUUGGAUGGAUAUCUGACCGAUAUGGCAGGCGUGUCACACUUUUGUCUACCAUGUUUAUCCAGUUUUUGGCUUCAUUGAUUCAAAGCUUUUCUGUCAAUUUCACCAUGUAUGUGAUCUUGAGGGUUCCUCUUGGYGUGUGCAGUGGAGGGACUCUGAUAGCUGCCUUUGCUCUGAUGGCAGAGAUGGUAGUACCAGACAAGCGCAACUGGGCCAACACCCUAGUCCAAUCAUCUUAUGGUGUUGGUAUUGCAAUACAGGCCCUUCUUGCAUAUCUUGUYCGAGAAUGGAAACCYUUCAGCCUGACCAUUACCAUCCCAAAUGUGUUGUUUGUGCUAUAUUUCUGUUAUGUCCCUGAAUCACCAAGAUGGCUCGCUGCUCGUGGUAGAUUUGAUGAGGCAAAGAAGAUCCUUUGCAAGAUYGCUAAGACAAAYGGGCAUGAGUGUGAUGAUGGUGAUUUUAAUCUCCUUGUUGAAAGUGAAAAGAAGAAGGAAGCUGACAACAAGAAGACAUAUUACCUGUGGCAUCUGUUCAGCACUAGAUAUCUGUUCAAAAUAACAGUGAUUGAAGGAUGGUCAUGGCUUGUCGUCAGUGGUGUGUAUUAUGGACUGAGCUUCAAUUCAGGAAAUCUUUCUGGGGACUUUUAUCUGAACUUUGCGGCAUCUGGUCUGGUUGAAAUUCCAGCAUACAUCAUAGCUGGAUACCUGGUAGACAGGAUUAAUCGUCGCAUACCUUUAAUGGUUUAUUAUAUUUCUGGUGGUAUUGCAUUGCUGUGCAUCAUACCGAUACAAGCUUUAGGAAAGCAUGAAGAGCUCUCAGUGGUGGUGAUGGUGCUUGCUUUGAUUGGAAAAUUUUUCAUCUCUGCUGCUUAUUACCAAGUGUACAUCCAUGCUGCUGAACUGUACCCUACUGUCAUAAGGUCUGCUGGUGUUGGGUUUGCUUCACUUUGCGGUCGUAUUGGUGGGAUGGCUGCUCCUUAUGUCGCGGAUAGUACACCUCUUCUCGCACCAGCAAUCAUUUUUGGAGGCGCUUCAAUGUCUGCUGGUAUCAUCACAUUCUUUCUGCCAGAAACACGUGGUAAACCAUUACCAGAUCACAUUGAUGAUGACGCGCCAACGGGCGAAGCCAUAAACAUUGAUCCAAAAGAUGAAGACAACAACACAAAGUUGUAAAAAUAGAGUAGACAGGUAAUUAACCCGUUUYGCUAUGACGUUACGGGAUGUUUCCAUGGGGAACACGAUCAUCUCCUCUUCUAAAGAGGAGAAUUUUCCGAUUAUGUGUGGACGACUGAUUGACGCAUCUGUAUAGAGUUUUGUUGUCAGUCGUCUCUUCUAUAUUCAUUAAAUGCUAUAUUAGUGUGUUU